GCUGAAUUUCUGAUUAUUUGUGCUCUUCAAAAUUUUAUUAUUGAAGCUGAUAAAAAAAAUUUUUAAUAAUUUCUUGUGGUCGCAUUCACCGAACACACAUUUGUUCACAUUUCAUCGAAGGAAACAUAUGUUUUUGAAACAAAAACUUUUUGUAAAACCAAAUGAAAUCAGAAGUGUGGAAAUCAAUUGAAAAAUCUAAUAUAUGCACAUAAUCUUCCUAAGCCGUACUGAGAAUUUUAAUCAAUUUAACCACAAUUUACAGAAUUUGCUCACUGAAACCAAUAUGGAUGAAGGAAAUACAUUGAUAAAUGUUGCACAUGUACUUGAAAGUAUUUCAAAUGAAUUGAUCAUUGAACAAAAUAAAUACAGUCCAGAUUAUUCGCAAACUGCUCAUCAUUGUGUUGCACAGUGGUAUUAUUAUCAUCGAUCAAAAUGGUUCAAGUACGAAAGAAAAUUGAAUGCACGUAUCGAAAAAGCUUACCAAGAGGGUGCAAAACGCAUGUACAUUACUUCUGGACCUCACCUGGAAUAUAUUGAUUUUAAGGCAAUGAAGGCUGUAUGCGACAGUGCACAUAUACCAAAUGCUUUCUUAAAACGUGAGGAAGUUGCUUCAAAAGCAAUUUCACCACUGCCACCGCUAUCAAAAUUUGUUAUACCAGGCUUAGCUAUUGCAGUGGCUAAUGAUAUUGUUAACAAAUCAUUAUCGUUCUUGGAUAAUCGUUUUCCUGAUCUUAUUGAUACCACCAAGGAACGAAUUCAAAAAAAACAAAAUGCUAUUAUGACCUCAAGUAAAUAUUCGGAUAGUAAAAUGAAUUCAUCUGGCUUUGAUAUCAAAAAAAAUGGAAUUAAGACUAUUAAGAUCAACAAACCAAUUCACGGAUCUCUUAUCGAACGUGGAGGCAAUGAGCUGUAUCGACUAACAGACAUUUUAGUACGUGCAACUGAAGAGAAUUCGAUUGCUGUUGGUGCAGAAACAAUUGAAUUGUUGGAAUCCACCAAGAAAGAAUUGGAAUUAUUAAAUGAAUUAAGUUAUUAUUCUUUUGUUAAAGAGUAAGUCCAUUAUGUAAAUU
This is a messenger RNA of Teleopsis dalmanni, 1070 nucleotides long. RefSeq lists its product as uncharacterized. The transcript has 3 exons. The record is from RefSeq and is a predicted model, not a curated record. Bases 203 to 1054 code for a protein of 283 amino acids. NCBI's taxonomy places the organism in Eukaryota, Metazoa, Arthropoda, Insecta, Diptera, Diopsidae.